Messenger RNA from Puccinia triticina, 1254 nucleotides. RefSeq lists its product as uncharacterized. Bases 1 to 1254 code for a protein of 417 amino acids. The transcript is spliced from 6 exons. The record is from RefSeq and is a predicted model, not a curated record. NCBI's taxonomy places the organism in Eukaryota, Fungi, Basidiomycota, Pucciniomycetes, Pucciniales, Pucciniaceae.
AUGAGCCAUCCAGCCCAGCACUACCCGCCGCCCACCCUCCCCGACUCCAAGAGCGCCGCCUCCGACUCCUCGCUCUCCAAAACCAGCUCGUCCUUCCGCCACAGGACUUUCCACACCGCAUUCGGGCCCCUCUCUGUAAAUAACUUCCUGCGCAAAGACUGGAUCAAGUACUAUGUCUUCCUCGUCCUCCUGCUCAUCGCCAUCGCCGUCGUCGCCAUUUACCACCACCAGAUCGUCAUCGCCCUGCACCCGUUCGUGCUCUCGAUGCGCAACCUCAAAAUCAACGGCGUCGAGGUGGGCUGGCUGAUCCCGGUCGCCGUGCUCUUCAUCAUCUCCUUCCCGCCCCUCUUCGGCCACGAGAUCGUCAUCAUCCUGUGCGGACUCGUGUGGGGUCUGUGGCUGGGCUUUGCGAUCGUCUGUCUCGGCACCCUGCUGGGCGAGCUGGCCAACUACUGGACGUUCAAGUACGCCUGCUCGGGCCGGGCGGCCAAGCUGGAGAAGAAGGACCUGAACUACGCCUGCAUGUGUGUCGUGAUCCGGGAGGGCGGCUUCUGGAUUGCGUUCUUAGCUCGACUGUCGGCGAUUCCCGGCCACCUAGUCACCCCAGUGUUUGCGACGACGGGGAUGUCGCUGACGAUCUUCACAGCCGCGACGGUGCUCUCGAUGCCGAAGCAGCUAGCGGGGGUUUAUCUGGGCACGCUGUUCAACACCUCCUCGUCGACGGAGGAGCAGCAGGGGGGCAAAGGCUCGAGCGCGGUGAAGUACUCCGUGCUGGGGCUCACCUUCCUGGUCACCGUCGUCGCCGCACUGUACAUCUACAAGAAAAUGGCCACCGCAAGGGCCGCCGUCCAGCGCGGGCCCGCCGCCCCGCUGCCCCUGCACCGCCACCCCGACUCCCCGUCUCUCGAGCACGCCGGCUUGCGGGACACGCGCGCCUACGAGCAUGCCCCCUCACCCCACCCCGGCCCCCGCCCGUCCGCCUCCUCCGAGUAUCUAGGCCCGCGCCCCGGAAGCCCCGCCGGCUCCGACGACCCGUGCAACCCGUUCGCCGACCCCCGUCCCGCGCCUCGCCGCCCCCAGAGCCCCGGCCCGAGCCCGGCCGCCGAGGGCCCGCUGCCCUGGCCGCCCUCCGCCCCCGCGUCGCCCGCCCUCCCCUCGCCCGACCCGUUUGUCGACCCGCCCUACCUCCCCAUCCUUCCCCGCCACUCCGAAGGCUCGCCGCCGUCUCAUUACCCCCCAAGCCGCCGCUUCUAG